UCCCGCACAGGGAGCGUUUCCUACGGGCGGUGCCCCGCAGUGCUGCUGACUGAUGGUAGUGUUGACUGACAACCUCCGUGUUUGCGCUCCGGCGUGCCUCCUGCCGCGCCGUGCGGGGUGGCGGGCGGCGUCACGGAGCAGGAGCUUUGCGCCCAGGUUACCUCAGGAGCCGCCCGGGGGGUGGCGGGGCCGGUGCGGCCUGCGUGGCGGGAGGGGCCCGGUGGCGGCGGCGCUGCUGCUGCGGAUGGAAAAGAGGUUUUUUGUGCCCCAGCAGCAGUUUGGUGUCAGUCUCACACCGCUUACAGCGCUAGUGCGGUGUCUGAUGCGGGUUUCGGUCUUUCUUGAUACUGAAUGCUUAUGUCUGUACAUGACGGGUAUAAAAACCACCUUAGCGCUCGCUACCAGGGUAAUGGAUUUAUAAUAUAUGCCAGUAGAACAGAUCAUGACUGCAGGUAAUGAAACUUGGGUAGCGUCACAGUUGGGAGAAUGGUGAAAUCCCUCUGGAACACUUUGACUAACGCAACAUACUUUUCUGUUUCCUUAGUUGCAAGUCUGUGGUUUUUAACAGUAGUUUCCAGGUUAUUUUCACUUUUCUUUUUAGACGGCAUAUGUGAAUUAAUCUGAAGCACUGGUAAAAGGUUAUUGUUUGUCUCUGGGAUGUCCUGAGGACCUGGAUAUCUGGUCCCCAAAUCUAUCUUUAAGGACACCAAUAUUGUACAACUCAAAAGAGUUUUUUGUAGAACUGAACAGGAUGAGGUACACCAAGCCUACUAAUCAAAUACAGGUUUCAGAUCAAAAUUUAGGAGUAAAUGGGAUAGCAGCAUCCCAAGAUAUUAAUGUGCUGUGACAAUGGACAGAAUACAAGGAGACUGUGCCAGUCCCAUGCCACCAGGAGAGGCAGAGAGGAGCAGGACUGAAGAGCAAGAUCCAGGACUAAAUGUGUUGGGAAAAGCACAUGAGUUUUUUCAGAUUUGUGAUCUGGAAGGCAAAGGUUUCAUCACUCGUCAAGACAUGCAGAGACUGCAUCCUGAGUUACCUCUUAGUCUGGAAGAGCUUGAAAAAGUUUUUGUUACGUUGGAUGCUGAUGGCAAUGGCUCGCUCACCCUGAAGGAGUUCACCACAGGAUUCAGCCAGUUUCUUUUGGGGCAGAUUGCUUUGAAUAAUGAGAUUAUCCAGCAAUCAGAAAGUGAAACAGCCUGCCCACUCAAAUGUGAAGAGACCAUGAGUGAUGAUGGGGAUGAAGAAUUCCAGUUCUCAAAUCUGAUGGAUCGGCUUGGAGCUAAAAAGGUUUUGGAUGAUGAGAGUGAUGUGAAGCAACUUUGGUUGCAGCUGAGGAAAGAUGAACCUCAUUUACUCUCUAAUUUUGAAGAGUUCCUGGUCAGAAUUUUUUCCCAGCUCCAAGAAGCAGAUAAUGAGAAGAACCAGUUGGAAUGCGCUCUAAAAAAGAAGAUUGCUGCUUAUGAUGAAGAAAUUCAGCAUCUCUAUGAGGAAAUGGAACAGCAAAUCAAAAAGGAGAAAGAGCAGUUUCUCUUGAAAGACACAGAGAGAUUUCAGUCCUACAGUCAAGAGCUGGAGUGCAAGCUCCUGUCAAAAGAACAAGAACUGGAACAAUUGGUUCAAAAACAGAAAAAGUUAGAGCAGCAAUGUACAGAACUUGUCAGUGGCAAAGAAGAAACCAAAGUAGAGAACACCAAGCUGAAGCUGACUAACCAGGAGCUGCUGAGAGACCUGGAGAAAACGUCUCAUGAAUUAAGCCUGGCUCAACAACAGUUACAGGUGCUUCAGGAGGAGGCAUCAAGACUACAUGAGGAGAAAGAAAUGGAAGUGUACCGGGUGACAGAAACCUUACAGAGAGAGAAAUCAGGACUUCUGAAGCAGCUGGAUUUUUUAAGGGAGAGGAACAAACAUCUGAAAGAUGAACGUGACAUAUUUUUACAGAAAUGCAGAACAAGUGUUCCGAAAGCCAGCUGGAAGCAAAGAUCAGGCUCUGUCAUUGGGAAAUACAUAGAGGGCAAGGUGCUGCCUAACAGCCAUUCAUUUGAAGAUGAUGAUGUUUUCAAUAACUCAAAGAGAAGGAAUUCUGCUGGACUGAAUAGAAUUCUCUCUGUGGAGCCUGAUGCUGGAGCCACUGGAGAAAUGUCUAAAGCAUUGCAUCUCCAAAGAAUAAUAUCAAUUGAGGAAGAUCAUCUGCCCCAGCUUCUUGACAGGCUGGUUGAUAACCAGCUGAACAGAUGGACUGGAGAAGAUGAGAAUACUUCUGAGAUGGAAAUGGAUAAGAAAAAUGCAGAACAUUCAAUGGAACACUCACUGUCAUGUUCUAGAGAGCAGCCUGUAGGGAAGGAAACGCUGUCAAAUUUAGCCUUCAAGAAAAGGCAAAUUGGAGAGACAAUAGGACAGUUGGAUACUAAUGUUUGCUCUUACUUGAAGGAAGAGGGAAUAAACUCUGUCCCAGACCGCUUAUUCAAGAUUGUUUUUGUGGGCAAUUCGAGUGUUGGAAAGACUUCAUUCUUAAGGCGAUUUUGUGAAGAUCGUUUUUUCCCAGGCACAGCUGCUACUGUAGGUGUGGAUUACAGUGUGAAAACCGUCAGAGUAGAUAAUACCCAGGUAGCCCUGCAACUGUGGGACACUGCUGGCCAGGAACGGUACCGAAGUAUUACCAAGCAGUUUUUCAGAAAAGCCGAUGGUGUCAUUGUGAUGUAUGAUAUAACAGCAAGAGACACAUUCACAGCUGUCAAGCAGUGGCUGAUAAGCAUCGAGGAGGCAACUGGGGAGAAUGUACCUGUGCUUUUGUUGGGUAAUAAAACUGAUAAUGAAACAGAACGUGAGGUCCCUAUGGGAAUGGGAGAGCUUCUUGCUAAGGAUUACAGUUUAAUUUUCUAUGAAUGCAGUGCAUAUUCUGGGUACAAUACCGAAAAGUCUGUUCUUCACUUAGCUAGGAUUUUAAAGGAACACGAAGAUAAAGUGAAAGAGAAAACCAUUAAACUUCAAUCUGAUACGAAUAAAAAAUCUUGCUGUAUCAGGCCAUAAAAUACUGGGACAUGCUUAGACAAGUCAUACAUUUCUACGACACUACAUGGCACUGUCAGAUUUGCUUUAUCUUCCAAAUAUUUUUGCUAUGUAUUUCUGAGUCUAGGUGUAAGUGAAACUAAAAAUCCUUGUAUGCUCUGAUCUUCUCUUUUACAAAUACUGUCUUUAGUUAAUUGUCAAUGUAUUUGGGGCGGUAACAGUCUGUUUGAUGCCUAACACCACUGAAUCCUGCUUUGUGAUCAGGCUUGUAGAAGCUGCUAUAUUUUUAAUAUAAGAAAUAAUUUUUUAUGAAGAAAACUACUUGAAAUUUGCAGUAAAUUUUUACUGGUGUGGAUGA
Messenger RNA from Falco peregrinus (peregrine falcon), 3364 nucleotides. RefSeq names its product calcium release activated channel regulator 2A (gene CRACR2A). Bases 850 to 3027 code for a protein of 725 amino acids. The record is from RefSeq and is a predicted model, not a curated record. The transcript has 19 exons. Gene Ontology annotation, molecular function: GTP binding; GTPase activity; calcium ion binding. NCBI's taxonomy places the organism in Eukaryota, Metazoa, Chordata, Aves, Falconiformes, Falconidae.